Messenger RNA from Lithohypha guttulata, 1773 nucleotides. RefSeq lists its product as uncharacterized. Bases 1 to 1773 code for a protein of 590 amino acids. The record is from RefSeq and is a predicted model, not a curated record. Gene Ontology annotation, biological process: iron ion transport; intracellular iron ion homeostasis; copper ion import. The transcript is spliced from 2 exons. Gene Ontology annotation, cellular component: plasma membrane. NCBI's taxonomy places the organism in Eukaryota, Fungi, Ascomycota, Eurotiomycetes, Chaetothyriales, Trichomeriaceae. Gene Ontology annotation, molecular function: ferric-chelate reductase activity.
AUGGUUGCUUAUACACGGCAGAUACAUUCGAUGCAAUCGAGCUCCCUUGAGCAGAACUACUGGACUUACGAUCGUACGUGGUGGCUACCGUGGCUGAAGCGAGAGUUUAUAUAUGCCCCGUUAGGCAAUAAGAGGCACAAUCGGGAAUGGCAGCUUAGUCAGGCAGUCAAUUAUGGCACUCUGCCGGGAAGAGCCCAUACUAUACUUUUGACACUUUAUGUGCUCAGUAACAUUGUCUACUGUACCCUCCUACCCUAUGGAAAGCAAGAGGCUGCGAAGACCAUCGCCGAACUGCGAGGUCGUGCAGGAGUCUUAGCGGUUGUCAACAUGAUUCCACUCGUCCUGCUUGCCGGACGCAACAAUCCACUCAUCAAGCUGCUGAGGAUCAGCUUCGACAACUUCAACCUCUUUCACCGCUGGAUCGGACGCAUCGUCAUACUUGAAAGUAUCGUGCACGUUUGUGCUUGGUACGCAAAUUACAGUGCCAGACAUGGUGUCGAUAAGUCCCUGAACUCGUUCAGUGGCAACAUCUUCCUGACAUCUGGCCUGGUCGCGGUCCUUGGGAUGAUAUUCCUCUUGUUUCAAUCACUGUCUGCUCUUCGGCACGCAUUCUAUGAGACUUUCCUGCAUGGACAUCAGAUCAUGGCAUUUGUUGUCCUUGGUGGAGUCUACAUCCAUCUGGAUGUUGAGAAACUUCCUGCGCUUCCAUACAUGAAUAUGGUGGUGGGUGGCUGGAUCGUCGAACGAAUUCUUCGUCUCGUAUGGAUCCUUUGGCUCAACAUUGGCUACAAACGCCGAGAGACAACAAAGGUCAUCAUCGAGGCACUACCUGGUGAGGCUUGUCGAGUUACUUUCCAACUACCACGUCACACAAUUAUUCGUCCUGGUUCGCAUGUCUAUGCUUACCUGCCCAAGUUCAGUUGGUGGAUGUCGCACCCGUUCAGUGUUGCGUGGACAAACCCAGAAUCCGAACCUCCGACAGGACCUCUUGUGGCAGAUCGCGAUGAAAAUUCCGAAGGUUCGUCGCUCCUCAACAAGGAAACCCUCGACCACGCGAUAGUAGAAGAGGGUCUCGUACCUGCUGCUCUCAAGUCACCGAAUUACCUGGAACGCGAAGCCGAUUACUCCUCGCUUAUCACCAAGCGCAAGAUCCCGCCCACCAGCCUCUCUCUAAUCUGCGCUGCUCGGACAGGCAUGACUCGCAAGAUAUACGAGGCGGCUAUGCAGGCUCCUGCUCGUACUAUUUUCACUUCCGGUUUUAUCGAGGGUGCAUAUGCUGGACACGAUAAUCUUGCGAGCUACGGCACAGUAGUCAUGUUUGCAGGUGGUGCAGGCAUAACACAUCAUCUUGUACAGAUCCGACACUUGCUUGCAUGCGCACAUGCACGAACAGUCGCAACACGAAAGAUCGUGCUUGUCUGGUCGGUACGUGAUUUAGAGGCAUUGUCUUGGGUCGCGCCCUGGAUGGACGAGAUUCUCAAAAUGCCGGGCCGGCGAGAGAUGCUGACCAUGCAUCUCUUUGUGACUAAAGCUAGAGGGCCAGCAGAUUAUGUCAGUCCAAGUCGAAGUAUCGAGUUGAAAGGAGCCCGAUGCCAACCUGGUGUGAUCCUCGACAAGGUCUUACGCAGAGCACCCAGCGAAGGUGGUAGGGUUGGAGCUUGCUUCGUCAGUGUCUGUGGGCCAGGUGCCCUUGCAGACGAGGUGAGGAAGGCAGUUCGUGAACGCAUUUGGGUGGGAGCAUUGGAGAUGAACGAAGAAAGCUUUACGUGGUAA